Messenger RNA from Lagopus muta (rock ptarmigan), 860 nucleotides. It is a transcript of the gene RSKR, whose product is annotated as ribosomal protein S6 kinase related. The coding region runs from base 30 to 860 and encodes 276 amino acids. The transcript is spliced from 10 exons. Gene Ontology annotation, biological process: protein phosphorylation. The record is from RefSeq and is a predicted model, not a curated record. Gene Ontology annotation, molecular function: protein serine/threonine kinase activity; ATP binding. NCBI's taxonomy places the organism in Eukaryota, Metazoa, Chordata, Aves, Galliformes, Phasianidae.
UUAACGGGGCCGGGCCGGGCGGCGGCGCGAUGGGAGCAGCCAGCAGCGGGUCCGGCCCGGGGCCCCCCCAGGGCCGAGCCGUGGGGUCUUGGGUGCGGGCGCUGCUCCGCCGGAGCGGGUCGGUCCAGGGGCCGGGGCCGGUACCGGGACUCGCUGUGGCCGCCGAGGAGCCGCCGUUCCCAGGGUGGCCGCUGCCGCAGCUCGUCUCGCUCUUCCUGCCGGAGUUCCCCGUUCGCCCCUCCGCCCGGCAGCAGCAGCUCAAGAUCCUGGGCUUGGUGGCCAAAGGCUCCUUCGGUACCAUCCUAAAAGUGUUGGACUGCGGGCGAGAGAAGGUCUGCGCCGUGAAGGUCGUGCCCAAAGUGGAGGUGCUGCGCCGUGACACCCUUAAGCAGUGCAAGGAAGAAGUCAGCAUCCAGAGACAAGUCAGGCACCCGUUUGUCCAUGGCCUUGGGGACAGCUGGCAGGGCCAGCGCCACCUCUUCAUCAUGUGCACCUACUGCAGCACUGGGGACCUGCACGCACUGUGGCGUGCAGCUGGGUGCUUCACCGAGGCCACCGUCCGCCUGUUUGCUGCUGAGCUGGUCCUGGUGCUGGUGUACCUCCACGACCUGGGCAUCGUGCACAGAGAUGUGAAGAUGGAAAACAUCCUCCUGGAUGAGAGAGGGCAUCUCAAACUCGCUGACUUUGGCCUCUCCCGACACCUGCGCUGCGGUGAGCGGGCACACACCAUCUGUGGCACUCUGCAGUACAUGGCCCCAGAGGUGCUGAGCGGGGGUCCCUACAGCCACGCAGCUGACUGGUGGUCCCUGGGUGUGCUGCUCUUCGCCUUGGCCAGCGGGGAGGUGAGCACUGCGGGGUGA